GAUGUGAGACACAGCCCUGGCCUCACAGCGCUCAGAGGUUUUUCGGGGGACUUACCGGAAACCAAACUUUUUUCAAGCAUGAGACUUGUUACACUGCUGAAGUGGAAAGAGGAAAAAGCGAGUACCGUUACAUUUCAGACUCCGAGUUCCUUGUUUUUCAGCGUCAUGUUGGAUGUGAGAAAGUCGAGAACAGGAGAAUUCGUCACUUUUAACCCGAGAUAAACUCCGGCGUCGAGCGGCUUCUGUUGCGCAUAACGGGAUUUUUGUAUAUAAAGAAUAUAUAUAAUGGAAGAUGGCGUGAAAGAGGAGCCGGCCAAGCCCAAAGAGGUGAAAUGUGCUGGGAAGGCUGGAUGGUUGAAGAAGUCUUCAGGGAAGUUCUUGAGCAGCUAUAAAGACCGUUACAUUCAACUGGACAGGUCUGAGAUCGCCAUCUAUGAAGAUGAGGAAUUAAAAACAUGCCUGGAGAAGUUGGACCUGGACAACUAUGAGAACUGUCACGAGUUAAAAAGUGCAUUCAAGAAGAAACACAGACUGGUACUGAUACGAAACCCCAAGAGCGGCAACAAGGUCCAAGAUGUCAAGUUUCAGGCACAAACUCCUGAUGAGAAAGAGGCGUGGAUCAAGGCGCUCAGUGAAGGAAUAAACAAGGCAAAAAAUAAAGUUUUUGAUGAGGUGAAAGUGGAUGAAGGCUGCUCUUUAGAACAUGUUACACGCUCUCGGCCGAAGGGGAACCGUAGCAGAAGACCGCCGACCAGAAUACACAUGAAGGAGGUUGCGAGUGUAACAAGUGAUGGAAUUAUAAGGCUGGACCUGGAUGGAGAUGUUACCCAGCUGAAUGGAAUUCAUUGCUUGAAUACAGAAGAUGACAAACAAACUGAAACUCUGAAGCCGCCUCUGACCCUAAAGGACAUUGCAGAGGAGGACGUCAAUGAAGAAUCCACAUCCCAGAAGAAGGUUAUUAAGCCGCCCAUGCCUCCAUCGAAAGACAGAAAACCCAAUGAUAACCAUAAGGAGGAUGAGGCUAAAAGUGAGGAGCCUACGGAGCCUACACCUCCAAAGAAGAUUCUUACACCACCAAUGCCUCCAUCGAAGGAGAGUAAACCCUGUGUCUCCACCAAGGACGUUUCCUCCGACAGUAAAGUGGACAGCGAGAGCUCAGACAUCUCUGAACCAACACCAUCCAGCAAGACUAUCCAACCCCCAGCUCCUCCAUCCAAACAUAUGAAACCCAACCAACAAGUUACAACAGAGAGACAGGAGACUCAAGAGGAGCUUGAAGAGGUGGACGGUGAAGACACGCCAGAUAUCUCUCCGAAGAAAAAUGAGAAAGAAGACCAGCCGUUCACUCUAACUAACAAGAUUAUAAAGCCUCAAGUCGUGAUGUGGGAUUCGCCCACUGCUGCAUCAAAGGAACCACAUGUUGAACAAGAAGGGAAAGACUCGCAGAAGACAUCAGAUAGCCCUGGAGACGUUACAACCGAACCUCUCCAGCUCAAUGUGACACCGCUUGUAACCCCUGAACCUGUUAAAAAGAGCUCUGGACCUCCAGCUCUGCCCAAAAAGCCAUUAAAGCCAACCGUCCAAACGGAAAGCUCCGCCCCACAAAAUUACACCACGGUCCUAACCAUCAUCACCACUCCAUCUUCAGAAAAAGUCUCGGAGCAGUCGUUAGAUAAAGGAGACACCACAACUCCAGAACCCAAACUUGAGCCAACUGAAGACGUAGAGGAGAAGUCUUUGGACAGUGGUCAGCACUCAGGAGAGGAGUCAGAGAUUGGUGACCAACUUACGCCAUCCACCGCCAAGCUGAAAGGCAGCUCCCAGGGUCUUGAUGGCGAGACGAGCGAGGAUGAUCUAGACCCAUCCGACGGAAAAGCCGAGAGUUCGGAAGAGCCGUCCUUAGAAAUGCCUACCGUCACCCCCGAGAGCUCGGCUCCAAACCAAGGUGCCAACGAUCCCAAUCACGUUACCGUAACCCUCAAGCAUUCCUCCAAGGCCCGAUCCGCAUCUCUGGGAGAACUGCUGUCUCAAAACACAGAGAAGACGGAGGACGAGGAAAAAGAGAGACCGUCUAAAGCGCACGGAAGUGACGUGAAGGCCUUGCAAAGAAAAGUGUCGUUUGAGAUCGCAGAGACUGAAGAGCUGCUGAGCGUUAUUGCAACCGGACAGAGUAGUGAAACAGAGGAGAGCACGAGUCCUGAGAUCUUGCUUAAUGCGGCGAUGGAGAAGCUGAAAAAAGCAGAUCAGUUUUUAAGGGAAGCCAGAGGUUUUAAAGAUCAUAACAAAAGCAACAGGUUAAGUUUGGAAUGGUAAGUGUUAGUGGAUGGUACAUUUUGUAUGCUGAUAUAUGUGAUAUAUGCAAAUGAUCAAACAGACGUCGAUUUGAUAAAGGGAUGGGAUAAAAUUCUUUGCUAAUGCGUACACUUUGAGGUUAUUGCGUAACCUCCAUUUUUUUAAAUUCAAAAAUCAUGUUUUUUAUUAUGUUAUCAUGUUUUUAUUGUGUUAGUUAGCUGAGUUAUUAUGGCUUCAAUCAAAACAAACCAACUGCAGUUUAAUUGAUAUUAAUCGGAAUGCACAAUAAAAAAGAAGAUUUUUGACAAAUUUUAAAAACGGAGUUAUCUCAUUUUGGAACCAAACUCUUCAUAUACGUGAUGAUAGGCUGGCUUCUUGAUGGUCGAAUAUUGUCAUGUGGUUGGUUGGAUGAAAAGCUUCCCAUAUUGACCUCAUUCGCAAUGUUGAGAGAAGACGAGCGAAAUUCACUAGCUAGUCUGCACACAUGCUCAGUUUAUGUCGUGCAGUGUGGUUUUUCCCCUUAGGGCUUUCUGUAUUUCUUAUUCCUCAGUUAAGUUAAUUGUAUUUGGCACUUUUAGUCGGAUUUGAGGAACAAACAACCUGAUUGUUUGUUCCAUAUGAUUCCAUAUGACUUCCUACGAUGUGAAUCGUACAAGAACGUACGAUGUUUAGAAUGGAAUUAGUUGCAAUUACCACGAGAUUGUUUUAGAACGAACCAAUUAAAAGAGCAUAUUGAGUAAUACAUGACCACAUUAUUCAUCAUCACACAAAUGUUUGUAGGAUUUGUAUGGAGUUUGUUAAAUCUCGCCCUGUAACUUCUGUAUAAAAACAGGAAGUUUAAUAAGCUGCAUGAAGCGAUACGAGUCAUUAAAUUCUGUUGUUUAUGUCGCACGACUACCAAGUUAGCAAGCGAAAAUGAAAACUCAAGAUCAUAUUUGAUUUAGAAGCCUUCAAUUACUUUUAUUAAGUCUUAAAAGAAGAGCAGAAUUUCAGCACAUGACUAGUCAUAGACAACAUAGAUAUACAGCAGCAGAAUAAAAUUAAGAGACCAUUUCAAAAUUAUUAACAGUUUUUCUGCAUUUACUAUUUACAGGUAUGUGUUUAGGUAAAAUUAUCUUUUUUGUUUCAUUCUGUGAACUACUGACAAUAUUUCUCCCAAAUUCCAAAUAAAAAUAUUGUUUCUAUUUGCAUUUAUUUGCAGUAAAUGCAAACUCGAGAAACAGGUGAAAAUAACAGAAAAUAUGCUCUGUAUCUUUUCAGAAUUCAAAUACUGCAAAGAAAACAAGUUCAUAUUCACUUUUCCUAAAUACAUGUAGAAAUAUUACUGUUGUAUUGUUUAAAAGUAAAAACAAUAUGUUUUUGUAAUAACCUGGAUUUUGGAUCUGGAUCUCACAGUGUGUCUUGUCAUGUUCUGCUGUUGGAUGACUUUAUGUCACUCCUGAGGUUUGAUUUUGAUGAAAUUUAACAGACACUGGACUGGAAUGACCACAAUGCAUCUAAAAAUGCGAAUUAAAUUAACAUUUGGAAUGCCCUCUUCAUUUUGUCUGCGGCUGUAUGAUGCAUUGACGUAUUUCUCUCGUGGAGUAUGCGAGUUUAAAAGUUACACAGAAUUUAAAGAUGUAGUCCUACAAUUUGUGUGAGAAUUCUAUUAGAGAAUACUAAAAGAAUGAUUCAGAAAGUUAAUAAAAACAGAAUAAAAUGAUUCUGUUUAAAAGUGUUAUGAUAAUGAUACAAUUCAAUUCAGUUUUAAAGAAGAAAUAAAACAAUCCACAUGACUACCUAAUCUAAAAUAACAUGUCCACUUUACUGUUUUUACGUCUUUGCUAUUCAAAAUGUUGUACAGUUGUAUCUUAACCCACUGUGAUGCACUUCUUCUUCUUUAACCCCCCCCCCCAACUUGAGAGCAUUUGCACAUGAUAGCACAGCGAAAAGCCACAUAAAACAGUGUGAAUUAAUAUUCUGUCUCAUGUUUUUUUUUUGUAGUGAUGUCACAGCGGUUGCUCUGAUCACACCGUUUUUUAAAUAAUACAGAUAAAUAGCUGCCUCCUACCUGGCACAUGUCACUUUUAGUUCCUUUACGUAUAGCGGUGUGUCGUUUUCAUAUACUGUAGGUCAGAUAUGAAUGUGGUUAUUGUGGUAAUUUGGUUUAUAGACGGUUUAAAAACCCAAAACUUGUUUUUGUAUCUGUGUUAGGUAUGAGUUUCAGUUCAUCUUUGUUUCCAUUAGCAUGUGGGAGAUGAACAGGCACAGUUACUACAGACAUAACACAAUUUAGAAUGAUUUUUGUACCAAUCCCACAACAAAAUAUGUUUUAUGGUACCGUUUUGUGAUCUUGUAAAUAAUGCUUGAAAUAAAGCGAUCAUGAGAUUCAAUUUAAAAUGGAUUUUUAUGCCUUAACGCAAUAUAUUAAGCAUCUUUAUUUACUUUUGAAGUUUCAAUGUGUAUUAUCUUGCUAAUAGAUUUGAUUGAGAUCUAUAGCUCAGUGAAUUUUCACAUUUGUUGUAAAUAACAUGCUGCCGGUGAAAUGCUUAAUAUUUAAGUUAUUAAUGUUCUGACAUAUUCAUGUUUACUGUCUGUCUUUAAAAAAACUUAAACGAUCAAAUUUUGUAUACCUGUUUUCAUUAUUGAUGUUUACUGUUGAAGUUUAUUAAAUGCUUGUGGUUUUCAUCAGACAGUAUUAGUUAAUGUGGUAUUGACUAACUGGACUAAUAUUUUUUCAAAUCUAAAUGCAUAUUAAAUUUUCAAAAAUGGGAAAUAAAUGCUUUGCAGAACCAUGUCUUAAUA
Molecule: messenger RNA, 5076 nt
Organism: Triplophysa rosa
Lineage: Eukaryota; Metazoa; Chordata; Actinopteri; Cypriniformes; Nemacheilidae
Gene: plekho2
Product: pleckstrin homology domain containing, family O member 2
Exons: 6
Coding region: 286-2313 (675 amino acids)
Biological process (GO): macrophage apoptotic process
Source: RefSeq, a predicted model, not a curated record